Microtus oregoni (creeping vole) is the source of this 399-nucleotide messenger RNA. Its product is annotated as transcription factor BTF3-like. Lineage: Eukaryota; Metazoa; Chordata; Mammalia; Rodentia; Cricetidae. Bases 1 to 399 code for a protein of 132 amino acids. Gene Ontology annotation, cellular component: cytosol; nascent polypeptide-associated complex. The record is from RefSeq and is a predicted model, not a curated record. The transcript is spliced from 2 exons.
AUGCCAGCUCCUCCAGCAUCCUAUAGCUCUUCCAAGAAGAUGGAUGUUGCAGAAGACCUUCUGCCUGGAGGCUUGCCUUUGGAUAUGGCAAAGUCAUCCACACAGCAAAAAGCUGCCUUCCACCUCAUCAGCUUCCUGGACAGUAUACUGGGAGAUCGAUCGUCUCAUCCUGCCAAGACAGGCCACGUCGAGACAAAGCAACUGAGAGAAAUGCUUCCCAGCAUUCUAAACCAGCUUGGGGCAGACAGUCUGACUAGUUUAAGGAGACGGGCUGAAGCUCUGCCCAAACAAUCUGUGGAUGGAGAAGCACCCCUUGCUACUGGAGAGGAUGAUGAUGAUGAUGAAGUCCCAGAUCUGGUGGAGAAUUUCGAUGAGGCUUCUAAGAAUGAGGCAAACUGA